Messenger RNA from Rhinolophus ferrumequinum (greater horseshoe bat), 4942 nucleotides. RefSeq names its product vasohibin 2 (gene VASH2). Gene Ontology annotation, cellular component: cytoplasm. The record is from RefSeq and is a predicted model, not a curated record. Gene Ontology annotation, biological process: regulation of angiogenesis. Bases 1 to 1068 code for a protein of 355 amino acids. Lineage: Eukaryota; Metazoa; Chordata; Mammalia; Chiroptera; Rhinolophidae. The transcript is spliced from 7 exons.
AUGACCGGCUCUGCGGCCGGCACUCAUCGCUGCCCCCACCCUAAGGGCGCCAAAGGCACCCGGUCCCGGAGCAGCCACGCGCGACCCGUGAGCCUCGCCACCAGCGGGGGCUCGGAGGAGGAGGACAAAGACGGCGGGGUGCUGUUUCACGUUAACAAGAGCGGCUUCCCCAUCGACAGCCACACCUGGGAGCGCAUGUGGAUGCACGUGGCCAAGGUGCACCCCAAGGGGGGAGAAAUGGUGGGCGCCAUCAGAAACGCCGCCUUCUUGGCAAAGCCUUCAGUACCCCAGGUGCCAAACUACAGGCUGUCGAUGACUAUCCCAGACUGGCUCCAGGCAAUCCAGAACUACAUGAAGACACUACAAUACAAUCAUACAGGGACCCAGUUCUUUGAAAUUAGGAAAAUGAGACCGCUGAGUGGGUUAAUGGAAACAGCGAAGGAAAUGACUCGGGAGUCCUUGCCUAUCAAAUGCCUUGAAGCCGUCAUCCUGGGCAUAUACUUAACCAAUGGACAGCCUUCCAUCGAGCGAUUCCCCAUCAGCUUUAAAACCUACUUCUCAGGAAACUGCUUUCACCAUGUUGUGCUGGGGAUUUACUGCAAUGGCCGCUAUGGCUCACUGGGCAUGAGCCGAAGGGCUGAGCUGAUGGACAAGCCGUUGACCUUUAGGACUCUGAGUGACCUUAUCUUUGACUUUGAAGACUCCUACAAGAAAUACCUGCACACAGUCAAGAAGGUCAAGAUUGGGCUGUAUGUCCCCCAUGAGCCUCAUAGCUUCCAGCCUAUUGAGUGGAAGCAGCUGGUCCUCAACGUCUCAAAGAUGCUGAGGGCUGACAUAAGGAAGGAGCUGGAGAAAUAUGCCAGGGACAUGAGGAUGAAGAUCCUGAAACCUGCAAGUGCCCACUCUCCAACCCAAGUGAGAAGCCGGGGAAAAUCCUUGUCCCCCCGAAGGAGACAGGCAAGCCCCCCGAGACGGCUCGGCAGGCGAGACAAGUCGCCUGCUCUGCCUGAAAAGAAGGUGGCUGAUCUCAGCACUCUGAAUGAAGUGGGCUAUCAAAUCCGAAUUUAGGCAAAGCCAUACACCAACCAGCAAGAGGGCUUCAAUGGUGCUUCUCUCUGCACUUUACCCAGCAUCUUCAGGAGGAACUGCAACUAUUUAUUAAGAACUUGUGAAUUUUAUUUUUAAGGCUUCACUUGGAAAUAGAAUGAGUGGGCGGAAACUAGAAAAUUUACAAAGGGGCAACUAUGAAAAGGCUAAAAUCAUAAACCCCACUGGGGUUGGACUGCCUCCCUCACUCCAGAUAGAAAAGAUAAUACCAUAACUGUAGUUCUGUAUUUUUCCACUUACUUACAUUCUUUUACUUGCUUUGAACAUUCUGCCUCAUGAACAGUAGUAAAUGUUCAUGAAACCCUCCCUCCCACUUUUGAUAUAGUAAGGUAACUCAAUCAGUGUUAAUGUCUUUUGCAGCAAUAACAGAGGCAAAGAUUGGUGGGGUUUUUUUUAAGCAGUCAAUAUUACCUCAGCAUCUUGACAUCAGAUAUGCAAACUUAAUGGUGGUUUUUUUUUUUUUUUAAUAUAUAUAUAUUCUAUUUGUAUUGUUUCCCCAGUAUUUCCCACGGGGAUCUCCACAAAGUUUGGAAAUUUUUUCCUGGUGCAUACAUGUGAUGAGAUUUAAGGUAUUAUAUGCAAGUGUUUUGCUAAAAGCACUGAAAUUCUUUUGGCAAUACGGGAAACCAUUUUCAGGAUCUUGGAGUUAACUUCUUUCUUAAUCUUUCUUAAAGCAUUCACUGACAGCCGUUUUUGUUCUUUCAAAAAAAAACAAAAAAAGCACGUUCAGAAGCUAGUCUAUGUUCUGUCACUAACAUUUAAACUUUGCAGACUCGAGCAAAAAAAACAGAAGAGGUCACACACUAUUAUAAAAAUUUAGCAGUAUUGCAAUAACCUCUGGCAAUAACACACUCAGAAAGGUAAAUCUGUAGGUCUUGAGAAACAGGUAACCUUUCUGUUCACAUUUCAUCAGAUUUUUCAACUCUGAGGCAGGCCUUGAUUCUGAAGGACUCGUUGUUGUUAGAGACGUGUUCUGAUGUCUUAUAUUAAGACCAAAUGUGACGCAAUGUGAUUAUUUUCCAGUAUCUUGCUUUUCAGUACCACUUCAUGACAUUUAGGAAUUGGUAUUGGAACAUGCAAUGAGUUAGAGAAGUGGAACUUCUUUUUAAAUGGAAAAGUCUUCAAGUACAAUGUUACACCUUAUAGCGUGACUUAAUCCCUGAAGCAAGUAUGACUAUCUGGCCUGCAUAUGGUAGUUACAGUGUAACUUCUGGCUGCAGACCCCACAGAAUAACUCUAACAGCAUUCCAAGUCUGUUUGUUAUCAAGAGUACAGCUUCCCGUUUCAUUUGUUCUAAUAACCAUGCCAACUCAUGAGACCAAAAGGCAUAUUUAAGUGACAUCUGCUAGUCAACAAAAGUGUUACUUUAGUCUUAGUGCUUCCCUUCUGGCUUUCUUUGACUGAGGGUGAUUUUAGGAAGUGAGUAAAAAAAUAAACUGCUCAUUGAGGUUAUUUUCCUGAGGCUGACGUGGAGAGCAAAAGGACUUCAUCCUUUAGCCAUGUGCACAGGAGCUCACUUUACCCUAAAAAUCAAUAUUACUACUGGAAAGUACUAUUUUCUUAAAGAAGUCUAAUGAUCUUUACAUGAACAGGAGCAAGUAAGUAUACAUCUUGAUUAGAUUAAAAUACGGCGUAAGUUACAAAUUCUGAACUUAAUCAUUUUCUUCAAGAAUAACAUCAGUUAGUAGUAAAUAAAUUAAUCUUUAUAUAUCUUCACAAGGCAAACCCAUUUGCAGCCUCAUGGCCACAAGUAUUUAGAUGUUUGAAGUGAGUGAAUCAUUUCAUUCUCAUUCUAAAACAAACUGACUCCUCUCUGAGAUAUUACACACACACACACACACACACACACACACACACACACACACACACGGUGCCAAAAAAAAUGUAUACACAUUUUAAGAAAGGGAAAACCUGUAUUAAAGUUGUAAUACUCAAUAUAUGCCUAUAACAAAAGAUGAAUACAAGUCGCGUAUACAUUUUUUUGGCUCCCCUGGUAUAUACAUCUUAUCAAUCUGAAACUUUAUUAUAUCCAAUAAGUAGAGAAUAAUAUUGCAAUCAUUCUAAGAACUUGGAAUAGGAUUUUCUAAGCGUUACUUAAGGACUGUCCCAACUAAAAUAUAGAAAGUCAAUAGUUGCAUAGCCUCAUUUCCGACAAAAAAGGGGAAAAUAAUAGGAAUACAAACUGUUUCUAAUAUGAUGUAUAGGUCUUAAAACUGCUAAGUGGUUUGAUUAUUCAAUUAAGUAACCUAAUGUCUUCCACACUAACUUCUUGAUUGUACGAUUCAUUUCCCCAAAACUAGUUAGUUACAGAAACAUGAAAAUUCACUGAAAAUGUUCUUAGUUGUCACUCUGUUUUAAUACCUAUGGAAUGUUAAUUUCUAAAAGAUAUGGGAAAGGCACCAAACCACUAAAUUCUAGUGCAGUAACUUAAAUAUUGAAGGCACAACAAACCAAAAAACGAAAAACCCAUGACAUGAUUUACCCCAAAAACUGAUUUUAAAAUUAGCUAUAAUUCAAAAGAUUAAAAUAAAAUGAUUUGAAAUCUAGUUUUGAAAAAGUUAUCAAUGCAAGAGAUAUUUGAUGCGUAAGCCAUUUGGCAAUAUAUGCAAAGUUUAAAUGAAUGACAGAAACCUUGAAUUUAGACUACAUGUUGUGCUGUUUUGAGUACACUUUGUUUCAGAAAGUGGUAUUUAGUAUUUUCUAUACACUGAAAUCAUGAGCAUUUCACUUUUUCUAAGUCAAUUAUUUCAUAAGGAUUUUAUUAAUAGAUACUGGUAAAUAGAACUUUGGAAAUCUUGAUUCAGUAUUCUUACUAUACCCAAGGCUUUUGUAAGCUAUAGUUUUAUGUACAACCUUGUACAGUUUUUUUGACAUACAAUUCAGAAUCUUGUUUAUUCUCUUGGACUUUGUUCUGGCCAAUACAUUUUUUUCCCCUUAAUCUUUAAGGAAAACUGUGAUUGUUUUAGUGGAUAUUUUUCUAAGUAAAUGAAAACUUGUAUAAUAGUAUUUUAGAGAAUGCCAGAUAGUGCAUGUUUCAAGUUAAUGUUUUUCUCAUCACCUGUAUGUUUAUACAGCAUGGGACUUUAAUAAAACCAUCCUGGAAACUUAAGGAUUGUUUUUCUUCUAAAAAAUGGAAGAUGGUGUGAUCUUUUUUUUCCCUUGUCCUCUUAUUAUAUACUUGUCCUAGUCAACUAACUUAUCACACUGUCACACGUGUCUUCUUCCACAAUUUUCAGACUCUAUAUUAAACAUCACUCUAUUUUGGCACAUCUUAAUUCACUUACAUUUUAACAUCAGCCUAAGUAAUAAAGGCUGAAAUGGGUAAUAAAAUUGUUUAGAAGAGGCAACAGGCAAGCCUUCGCAGCUUAUUCCAUACACCUACCACAAAACCUUCUGGCACAGAUGUACUAGUAUAAUAAUUUAUUAGGUAAUUUAUAGAUACACAGUGCAAGUGACUUGACAUCUGUUUCCGCAAUCCCCUGAACUCUCUGGAUUCUAACUUAGUUUUUUAGGAAAGCAAAGGGUUAAAAGCAGAAAGUUGCUAAAUUCAAAAAAAAAAAAAGAAUUCAAACAUGCAUGUUCUUUUUGUAUCAAAAGGUACAGUAAACCAAAAUUUCAUUAUGGUAUCCCUUUCCAUUUAAAACUUGGAUAGUAUAGCAUUUGAAGUUGUAGGAGACUUGGUUUUAGCAAUUAACCAGAUUUCACUGCUUUUGGUGGGUAAAUACAAGGCUCCAACAGAGUUACCAACUCUUCUGACCAGAAAAAGUAAAAACAAUUGGAUAACUACUUUUCGUAGAGCUUUAAAAAUGUGUGAAAAAGUUACAUUGACCCUUUG